Messenger RNA from Paramecium sonneborni, 516 nucleotides. NCBI's taxonomy places the organism in Eukaryota, Ciliophora, Oligohymenophorea, Peniculida, Parameciidae. The record is from the annotation of a GenBank genome assembly.
GUUUAAUAUAAAUAAGAUCUUCUUUGAUAUAACUCUGAUUAAUAUAAUAAGCCUGAAAUUCCAAAAGUUAUCAAUACCGUGUAGAGAUAUUAUUGAAAUGUUAUAAAAUCUUCAUUUAUGAAAGUAAUAGCUACUCGCGUUAUUGAUAAAAGAAAGUUGGUUAACAAUCCAACUAAAAAAUCAGAACCCAUAAAUAAAAUUGCAUGCGUAAGCAUUUAAUUACAACCAAAUAGAUAUCCUUAAUAAUAAGUAUUUUCAUAGCUAGGUUCAAUUUCAAGUGAUAUAAGCAUGAAGUUGAUUAUUAAUAAAGUUAAAUUGGGAAACUUCUUAAAUUGUUUAAAAAGGAGGCACAUCAACAUUACUAUUACAAGUAUGGCUGCUUUAUGGAUCAAAUAAUUAUAAUCAUGUUAAACUAUUUCAUAUAUCAGUUUGCUGCCAACUAUAAUUGUUGAUAAAACGUAAGUGUAUAUGAGAAUAGGUUUUUACCAUGAAUUAAAUUUAUAUAAUCGAUAGGAG